Messenger RNA from Setaria italica (foxtail millet), 1914 nucleotides. Its product is annotated as protein NRT1/ PTR FAMILY 5.10. The record is from RefSeq and is a predicted model, not a curated record. Gene Ontology annotation, biological process: transmembrane transport. Bases 232 to 1818 code for a protein of 528 amino acids. NCBI's taxonomy places the organism in Eukaryota, Viridiplantae, Streptophyta, Magnoliopsida, Poales, Poaceae. The transcript has 4 exons. Gene Ontology annotation, cellular component: membrane. Gene Ontology annotation, molecular function: transmembrane transporter activity.
UUCAUGUGUCCCGACUCAAGAAAUUCAUUUUUUCUCUUUUCGUUUAGCUUGAGCACGAACUUGGUCUUUCUCCCCGUCAGCAGUACCAUACUGUGACACUGUCAGAUCUGUGCGCCUCUGUCGCUGAUUCUUUUUCCAAUCUCAAUAAAUACUCCUCCCAGUGGUAAGAGGUGCGACAAGAAUCACGAGGCAAGUCCCAGACGGUUGGACGUGCACCUCCGGAGAACAGCAAUGGAAUCCGGCGGCGGCGGCGAGCUUCUGCCCCGACCUGGGCCGUCGUCCAUCAUCGCGAAACCCGGCGACGGCCGCGGCGGCUGGCGUGCCCCGCUCUUCAUCGUCGCGGUGGGGUUCUUCGAGCGUAUCGGGUUCGUCGGCGUGUCGGCCAACUUGAUCAUGUACCUCACCGGCAUGCUUGCCAUGUCCACGGCGUCCGCGGCCGCCGGCGUGAACGCGUGGUCCGGGACCGUGCAGGUGCUGCCGCUCGUCGCCGACUGGCGGCUCGGCCGGUAUCGAACUCUCCUGGCCGCCGGCGUGCUCUACCUUCUGAGCUUGGGAAUGCUGACGGCCUCAUCCAUGCUGCAAACCGUGAGCUCGCCGCCGUCGGCGUCUCCCGCCCGGCUCGCCUUCUUCUACGUCGCGCUCUACCUGCUGGCGCUGGCGCAAGGCUUCUACGGGCCGUGCGGGGAAGCCUUUGGCGCGGACCAGUUCGCGUCGAGCGACGGCGACCCCACCGCGCCCGCGUUCCGGAGCUCCUACUUCAACUGGUUCCACUUCUCCAUAUCCUGGGGGUACGCCUUCGCGUCGGCGGGGCUGAGCUACGUCCAGGACAACGCCGGCUGGACCGUCGGGUUCGGCGCGUGCUGGGCCGCCAUGGUGCUGUGCCUUGCCGUCUUCUUGCUUGGCACGCCGGCGUACCGUUCCAAGCAACAUGCGGACGGCGGCCCGUUCGCCGAGACCGUGCGGGCGCAGGUGGCGAGGGUCUUCCGCCGCAAGGACGACGCCACUAGAACCCAACGGCUUAUAGCUCCAAAACCAGAGGACAGGCUCGUCGUUAAGCUGCUCCCGAUAUGGCUGACGAGCAUAGUCUUCGCGGUCAUCUUCUCGCAAGUCUCCACUCUGUUCACCAAGCAGGUCAGCACACUGGACCGCCGCCUCGGCACGGGAACGGGCCUGGCCGUACCGCCCGCGGCGCUCCAGUGCCUGAGCAACCUCACCUUCAUCGUCAUGCUCCCGCUAUACGACCGCGUCAUCGUGCCCCUCGCGAGGCGCCUGACGGGGCACCCCGCGGGCAUCACGAUGCUCCAGCGCAUCGGCACCAGCAUGGCCACGUCCUGCGUCGCCAUGGUCGUCGCGGCGUUCGUGGAAGCCAGGCGGCUCCGCGUCGCCGGGGACGCGGGCCUGGCCGACCUCUCAUACGUGGCUGUGCCGAUGAGCCUGUGGUGGAUGAUCCCGCAGUACGUCCUCGUCGGCCUCGCCGGCGUGCUGGGUCAGGUCGGGCUCGAGGAGUUCUUCUACGACCAGGUGCUCGACACCCUCCGCAGCGUCGGGCUCGCGCUGUGCCUGAGCAUCUUUGGCGUGGGGAGCUACGCCAGCGGCGCGCUCGUGUCCGGGAUCGAUUGGGCGACGAGGAGCAGGGGCCAGAGCUGGUUCUCCGACAACCUCAACCGAGCGCACCUCGACUACUUCUACUGGCUCCUGGCGGGGCUCGCCGCUCUGGAAGUGGCCGCGUUCUUGCAUUUCGCGAAUCGAUACGUGUACAGGAACAAAGGCGCCAGCUGUGGUACACGAAGCUUUGUACUCCGUAUGUGUUAUGUGUAAAUGAUUUGCUUAUGUCAAAAAAAAUGUAUAAUGGUGAAUCAGUUAAAGAAUGCACGCAUCAGUAGAGUGAUAAUUCAGGAUCUGUGGCUUUAUAUC